CAGACAUCGUGAAAGAUGACUACACUCGUGUUAGCAGGGCUUGGAGUCGCUGGAGCGGCGAUAGCAGGCCGCUUUGCUAUGCAGGCGUUAAGAAAAGUUAACCUAAAUGAGAUACCUAAGAUUAUUCCUAAGAUACCGGAGUUCAGUCAUUAUUACAGAGGAGGAUUUGAACCUAAAAUGACAAAAAGAGAAGCUGGCUUGGUACUGGGAGUGAGUCCUUCAGCAAGCAAGGCCAAAGUUAGAGAGGCACAUAGAAGAAUAAUGCUGAUAAAUCACCCUGACAGAGGAGGCUCCCCGUAUCUUGCUGCAAAAAUAAAUGAAGCAAAAGAUCUUCUUGAUGGAAAUGGCAAGUAAUAGCUAUACUUCAUAUGAAGGAAUUGACAUGUGUCAAGCAAAGGUGGAAAAGAUGAGCAAGGGCAGUGCUACAAGAAAUCUUCAAUCAAGACUUAAUGGAAUAUUCCAAAUGACAGACUGUAGGAGAUAACAGACAAAAACAAAUAUAAAUCUGCAGAACUUUAGCUUUGUCAAGCAUUCCUGGUGGGUCAAACUUGAAAUGAGCUCCAACAACAGAAUUAAAACUUGUGGACAAGAAUCCCACAGAGUGCCAACGGUAUUGUUUCAGCAAGAACAUAACUUUCCGGACAUCUUUUCUGUUGUCCAGCAAAUAUAGUAUUGCAACAAUAUUGCUAGUUAUUAAUAAUUUUUUUUUAGGUAAUUUAGAAUUUUACUUAGGAGUAAUGAAACAGAGACAAGAGAGCACUAUGCAUAAUUACUUCUUUGCAAACUAAACACUAUAUUGUAAAUGAAGGAUUUAUUCAUGUAUCACAUGUACUGGUCAUAUUUUGUCAACACUUCUUUGCAAUUUUAUUAUUUCCUUAUUAAAUACACAGAAUGUAAAAUAAUUUUAUAUGUAAAGUAUUAUGUUUAUUUCCAGCCUUGUUCAAACUUAAAUAGUUGUUAUAAUGAUAAAUUGAACCAUGUUCCCUCUGGUUUAUAGAAAUAAAUAGUCGCUGAUAGCUAAUGAUGAAUGCCACCAAUUUGUAAAUAAUUUCAAAGAGUAUAAAAUUCUAGUGCCUGCCACUUUGGAUUUAUAAUAAGCAAAAUGAGGGAGGCAUUGUAUUUGAACUGAAGAAUUCAGAUCAAAACCACCAGCUAAAGCACUGA
Stylophora pistillata is the source of this 1164-nucleotide messenger RNA. Its product is annotated as mitochondrial import inner membrane translocase subunit TIM14. The record is from RefSeq and is a predicted model, not a curated record. Gene Ontology annotation, biological process: protein import into mitochondrial matrix. Lineage: Eukaryota; Metazoa; Cnidaria; Anthozoa; Scleractinia; Pocilloporidae. Gene Ontology annotation, cellular component: PAM complex, Tim23 associated import motor. Gene Ontology annotation, molecular function: ATPase activator activity.